Messenger RNA from Gongylonema pulchrum, 2256 nucleotides. NCBI's taxonomy places the organism in Eukaryota, Metazoa, Nematoda, Chromadorea, Rhabditida, Gongylonematidae. The record is from the annotation of a GenBank genome assembly.
AUGAAACUGGGAGAGAACGGUGUGGCGUUUUUCACGGAGCCAACUACAGCUGCUGAUGUUCCUGACUAUCUGGUCACAAGCCCUGUUCCGGGCAGUGGUACUGCAACCGUGGAUGGAAAGGAUCUCGCUGAAAGGAUAGAGAAAAUUCGGAACGAGUUGUCACGUUCGGGCAACAAAAGGGCUUUGUCGGAAUGCUCCAGUUCACGUUCGCCAUCUCCGCAAUCACGUGGACUGGGCAGCAAGCAUAGAAAAUCGCUUCCUUUUAAAGCGUCGCUAUUCAGCCAACGUCGAAAUCGGUCGCUGCCCAAUUUGACUGAACUUAUCGAUGAACAGGGACAGGAGCGCAACAAAACUGGCACCAAAACAGAUGGGGCGCUCAUGCAUUCUCACUCAGUGGUUGGAAGGCGCAGCUUAUCGCCAUCGGCAGGCGCAUCGCGCAAGAAGCGUCCGAAUGAAAUGAGCAAGGCCACAGCACGAAAAAUGUCCAUCUCAACAAACGAGGAAAGCGAUGCAGAUGAUGCGGCAUCAACGUUGUCCGCUGACAGUGGCGCCUCGGAGCACGAUCACCUGAAAGUACCUGGGCCUGCAAUUGCUGAUGGAGCACUAUCGGAUUCUGAAAUAGACCGACAUCGAGAUGCCCCAGAGCCGCAUAAAAGUGAUGUGAUGGUAUGGAAGUGGGGUGAGCUUCCACGAACACGUGAAGAAACGGAAAAGGCCAAGGAAGAGCAAACGAACAGCGCAAAAGCGGAGGAGAAGAAGACGCAGUCCUCAUGGGGUGGGUGGUUUCGUUGGCCACGUGCUAAGCCAGUGGAGGACCAGGACCAAGGUGUUUAUCUGGAUGACCUUGUUCAGGAUGUCAGCGAUCCCAGUAAAAUUGUGAAAUAUAUUGGAAUGUCAUCGCCUACUGCCUGUCCGUCACCGCCAUACGACAGUGGAAAUGGUUCAGUCACGGGGCCGAAUUCUCCUUCAAAAAGCAGUGAUAAUGAAACUGAAGGAAACGGCGAAUCGCACCGACAGCAGCAUGCGUCGGUUGCAUCAGUGCCUACUGGCAAGAAAGCUACGAGCGUAAUUAAUAUUCCGGAGAGUCAGCUUCCUACCGCCACUACCGGAACGCUUGAUUCACAGCCGACAGCUUCAAAUUUGGAUAAAGCGGUCAAAAGAGAACGCGAGCGUAAUACAUCACCGCACAGCGACAGCUUUGCAGUGAGUGACGAGGAAAUUGAAACUUCGCCUACACAGUCAUCAAGCGAUGUGCACACUGCCAUAGAAUUUCCGAAAUAUAUUCGCUCGUUGCGUCUUUCAAGCGAGAAACUGAAGAAACUGGGUUUGCGAAAAGGUGCUAAUGAGGCACGGUUUUCAAUAACCACGAAAUUUCAGGGUACCACGUGGUGUAGCUGCCAUAUCUACUUGUAUAAAUGGACUGAACGUUUAGUAAUUUCGGAUAUUGAUGGCACUAUAACAAAAAGUGAUGUGUUGGGUCAUGUUAUACCAGCUAUUGGAGGACAGUGGGCUCAUGCAGGAGUUGCUGAAUUGUACACCAGAAUUAAGGAGAACGGGUACCUAAAUUUUUUGCUUGAUGAAGACAUCGGAAGCGAGAGUAAAGAUGAUCGUUUCAAAUCAUGCACUGAACUUUUCAGUUAUCAGUUGGUUUAUUUAUCAUCCCGAGCGAUCGGUCAGAGCUAUUAUACGAAGAAAUACUUGCAAAGUAUUGCGCAGAAUGCGAAAUUUUUACCAGAUGGACCUUUAUUUUUGUCUCCUACUUCUGUUCUUAUGGCAUUUAGAAGAGAAGUCAUCGACCGAAAACCGGAGGAAUUCAAAAUAGCUGCCUUAACAGAUCUUAAGGAAUGUUUUCCGGUGAAGAGACCCUUUUAUGCCGGAUUUGGGAAUCGCGAAACAGAUGUGGUGAGUUAUCGAGCGGUGGAUAUUCCUCCUGAUAGAAUACUGAUUAUCGACAAGCAGGGUCGUGUUAGACGUGCUGAUUCCAUUGGCUUUGAAACGUCAUUUAUGUCGUUGGCGAUGGAAACCGUCGACUACAUAUUUCCGCCACUCAUCCGUCGACGAAGUGUCCGGGAAGGCAAAGAUGUACCAAAGAAAAAUUCGUACGUGCUGGAACCUUCGUUUUAUAAGGCGCAUGCAUACAGUGAUUUCACACACUGGCAGUCGAAACCAGGGCAGGCAAUUCAGUUGGAUGAUUCCACACUGGAGCGGUAUGAAGCAAAGAGAAAAAGUCUUCGUUCCAAACGGAAAAAGACUUGA